This is a messenger RNA of Carya illinoinensis, 693 nucleotides long. RefSeq lists its product as uncharacterized. The record is from RefSeq and is a predicted model, not a curated record. NCBI's taxonomy places the organism in Eukaryota, Viridiplantae, Streptophyta, Magnoliopsida, Fagales, Juglandaceae. The transcript has 4 exons. Bases 164 to 511 code for a protein of 115 amino acids.
ACUUGGUUCUCCUUCCGCGGAACCUAGGCCAUUCGAUUCAGACUCGAAAAACUCCAAAGUCUGUGCCUCCUGUUUUGGGCAGUCCAGUAUCGGCAGUCGAGAUCGUCGAUUGACACUGGGGAAUCUCUUUCAUGCACCACAGGUAAAUGGGUGGAGAAUCUAUAUGAUUAGCCCUCAACAAAGAUAUCUACAAUUCUUGGUGCCCAAGGACCUAUGCAGUUCCCAGUCUUACCCUGUUAUCUCAAUUUUAUACAGCUUAAGUUAUGCACAAUACAAAGCAAACUUAACAAUCUCUCGAAUUCUUUGGGCCAGAUGUUGGUGGUUCAAUGCAUGGUUUUGGUCGCCGUAUGCCAUUGCUGUCAAAAUCUGGACUGCAUGCUUUUUGCUGGGUAACUGUUGGUCUUUUGCCAGGUUUGAGUUGCUACAGUUGUCAAGAAUUUGCCGUGGGCUGGAUGAACAGAUUGGCGUGUCCAGAUGGAAAUAUGAAAUAUCCAACAAGUAUAAAGGCUAAUGCAGUCUUGUGAGGAGCUGUUUUGUCCACCCCUCAUGCCCAGGUGCAUAUUGUUAUAUCUGACUAGAUAUAAUUUAUAAAGAUAGAGGAGCAGCACAAUUGACAUAUUUGAAUGAAUGUUAAUUAUAAUUCCGGAUCUGUCUGACUUUGGUAGUUAAGUUGUAGGUUUUGGGUUCCGUUUA